UCUGGGCUCUUCUCUCCAGCACAUGGUGAUGAGUUUCCGAGUGUCUGAGCUCCAGGUGCUCCUUGGCUUCGCCGGCCGGAACAAGAGUGGACGGAAGCACGAGCUCCUAGCCAAGGCCCUGCACCUCCUCAAGUCCAGCUGUGCCCCCAGUGUCCAGAUGAAGAUCAAAGAGCUUUACCGCCGCCGUUUUCCCCGAAAGAGCCUGGGGCCCUCUGAUUUCCCGCUGCUCUCCUUGCCCCCUGGCGCCUCUCCUGUAGGCUCCCCAGGCUCUCUACCUCCCAUCCCUCCCUCCCUUUUAACCCCUGGCACCUUGCUGGGCCCUAAGCGGGAGGUGGACCUGCAUCCUCCUCUGCCCCAGCCUGUGCACCCCGAUGUCACCAUGAAACCGCUGCCCUUCUAUGAAGUCUAUGGGGAGCUCAUCCGGCCCACCACCCUCGCGUCCACCUCCAGCCAGAGGUUUGAGGAAGCACACUUUACCUUUGCGCUCACCCCGCAGCAGGUGCAGCAGAUCCUCACGUCCAGGGAGGUUCUGCCGGGAGCCAAGUGCGAUUAUACUAUACAGGUGCAGCUAAGGUUCUGUCUCUGUGAGACUAGCUGCCCGCAGGAGGACUAUUUCCCCCCUAACCUCUUUGUCAAGGUUAAUGGGAAACUCUGCCCCCUGCCGGGUUACCUCCCCCCAACCAAGAAUGGAGCUGAGCCCAAGAGGCCCAGCCGUCCAAUCAACAUCACAUCCCUGGCUCGGCUCUCGGCCACGGUUCCCAACACCAUUGUGGUUAAUUGGUCAUCUGAGUUUGGACGGAAUUACUCCUUGUCUGUGUACCUGGUGAGGCAGCUGACGGCAGGGACCCUUCUACAAAAACUCAGAGCGAAGGGCAUCCGGAAUCCAGACCAUUCCCGGGCACUGAUCAAGGAGAAAUUGACCGCUGACCCCGACAGUGAGGUGGCUACUACGAGUCUGCGGGUGUCACUCAUGUGCCCGCUAGGGAAGAUGCGCCUGACUGUCCCGUGCCGCGCCCUUACCUGUGCCCAUCUGCAAAGCUUCGAUGCUGCCCUUUAUCUACAGAUGAAUGAGAAGAAGCCAACGUGGACAUGUCCCGUGUGCGAUAAGAAGGCUCCCUAUGAAUCCCUUAUUAUCGACGGUUUGUUCAUGGAAAUUCUUAAUUCCUGUUCGGAUUGUGAUGAGAUCCAGUUCAUGGAAGAUGGAUCCUGGUGUCCAAUGAAACCUAAGAAGGAGGCAUCUGAGGUUUGCCCCCCGCCAGGGUAUGGGCUGGAUGGCCUCCAGUAUAGCCCAGUCCAGGAGGGGAAUCCAUCAGAGAAUAAGAAGAGGGUUGAAGUUAUUGACUUGACAAUGGAAAGCUCCUCAGAUGAGGAAGAUCUGCCCCCAACCAAGAAGCACUGCCCUGUCACCUCGGCCGCCAUCCCCGCCCUUCCUGGAGGCAAAGGGUAUGAGGAAAGAGUCCUGACAUCUGGUCACCAGCCAUCUUCGGUGCUGCGAAGCCCUGCAAUGGGCACCCUGGGCAGCGAUUUCCUGUCCAGUCUCCCACUACAUGGGUACCCACCUGCCUUCCCACUGGGGGCCGACAUCCAAGGUUUAGAUUUAUUUUCUUUCCUUCAGACUGAGAGUCAGCACUACGGCCCUUCUGUCAUCACCUCGCUAGACGAACAGGACACCCUCGGCCACUUCUUCCAGUACCGGGGAACCCCUUCCCACUUCCUGGGCCCACUGGCCCCCACACUGGGGAGCUCUCACCGUAACACCACUCCAGCACCCCCUCCUGGCCGUGUCAGCAGCAUUGUGGCUCCCGGGAGUUCCUUGAGGGAAGGGCAUGGUGGACCCUUGCCUUCAGGACCCUCUUUGACUAGCUGUCGGUCAGAUGUCAUUUCCUUGGAUUGAGUUACUUGGAUUACGAAACCUUCACUGCCCCCCAGCACUGAGCAGAUGUGCUGCGGGUUCCCAACCCCUGGCUACCCUGAUCCCUCAGGGGUCUUUGGCCAGAGGCCUUCAUGGAUACGUACUUUUGGUCUUAUCUCUGCCUAAUAAGGCCGGUACUCAAAGGGUUAACAUUUAACCUGUUUUAAAGGGUGUUGGGGUCUGUUUUUAGAAGUAUUUUGGUGGUUGCACAUUCCUUUGGGUAUGGUGACCUAGGCAGUGGGAGGCAGAUAGAGAGGGAGCUGAAGGAAGAGGGGGAUCCUCAGCCUUACCAGAUCUACAGCCUUCUCGGGGAAAGGGCACUUUGCUGGCCCCCAAGAUGCCUUCCCUUCCCAAACCUGUCUGUCCUAUUCAUGUUCAUUCCGUUCUCUUUGGCCACACAGGUGGCAGGCAGAUCUGAGACAUGAAGCUUCAGAGAUGGACAGAGAACUCUAUUUUGGGUUGCAGAUUUCUUUUUUGUACAUAAACAAGAAA
Messenger RNA from Arvicola amphibius (Eurasian water vole), 2404 nucleotides. RefSeq names its product protein inhibitor of activated STAT 3 (gene Pias3). The transcript is spliced from 13 exons. The coding region runs from base 23 to 1894 and encodes 623 amino acids. Gene Ontology annotation, molecular function: transcription coregulator activity; zinc ion binding; SUMO ligase activity. NCBI's taxonomy places the organism in Eukaryota, Metazoa, Chordata, Mammalia, Rodentia, Cricetidae. Gene Ontology annotation, biological process: protein sumoylation; regulation of transcription by RNA polymerase II. The record is from RefSeq and is a predicted model, not a curated record.